This is a messenger RNA of Pseudomassariella vexata, 1749 nucleotides long. RefSeq names its product Sad1-interacting factor 3. Lineage: Eukaryota; Fungi; Ascomycota; Sordariomycetes; Amphisphaeriales; Pseudomassariaceae. The transcript has 3 exons. The coding region runs from base 1 to 1749 and encodes 582 amino acids. The record is from RefSeq and is a predicted model, not a curated record.
AUGGCGUCCGCAAAACGUGGGCCGUCGGUACUGGUUACCGAUUCCCGACAGAGACCGCCUUCACGUGGAGGAUCCCAGAUCCAGAGACCAGCAGGUCCUGCUCGAAUGCCCUCGAUGCGCUUAAUAUCAGUCGACAACGUCCUCCAGUAUGCCUCGGAGAUCCCGUCAGGUCAGCCACGAGUUCCACCCGGUAUGGCUGGACGGCGCGUCAGCGGUGGCGGACUGCCCAUGCUUGCUUCGCGAACUGGCCAGCAGAACAUGCCGUCACGAACAACGCGCAUCAGCGAGAAGCUAGUUCUGCUACCGGUCACGGACGAGAAGGCACACGGCUCUGACGAAGAGUUGGAGGACGAAGAGGAGAACCGACCGUUGAAGGACGAGGAGCUCGAUGUUCUGAAGAAACGAGGUGGACUCCGAGGCAAGAGCUAUGCCGAGCGAUUACCCAAAGUCCAAAGAACCGAGAAGUUCUCGAGGCUGACAGCGUAUUGCACCGCGCAAUCAUACAAGAUGAAGGCAACAUCCGAGUUCUUAAGGAAACAACACGAUGCCAAGACGAAGCUUUAUGAUGAUUGUCUGUAUACCGUCUACCACAUUCCGCUUCUGUCCGGAGUUGGGGGGUACCGAGUUCGGAGCCGACCUAUCAUGAAGACUCCGGGGACGGGCAAGACGGUACUCGACCUCGAAAUCGAGCGUAGCGAGCGUAGGGACGAACAUAUGGGCUACUACGACGAGAGCCCGAGUAACGAGAACGGCAACCACCCAACCGGCGACGCAGACAAGGAUAGAUUCCAGCAAGAAAGUAACUCGAUGAACCCUGUCAAUCGCCUAGCGCCCGACGCUAAGCAGUUUGCCGAGAUGUUUGUGUUUUCCUACGGCGUCGUCGUCUUUUGGAAUUUCACCGAGCAGCAGGAGAAGAAUAUCUUGGCCGAUCUCGCCUUCGCGGAGAACGAGACUGGAGUUUCGCUCGUUACCCGGCCACUCGACCAGAGUGAUUUUGAGACGGAAGAAUUCCACUUCGAGUACAGCGCCGAUAUCAAGAGACCCCGAGUGUUUAACGACAUGAUCACCUUGUUGCCGCGGUCGGAUCACAUGGUGAAACUCACCAUCAGUCAUGCCAUUGCGCAAAGUACCAAGCUGUGUCAAUUUGAGGGCCAGAUGUCGGAGACCAUGUUGAGUACAGAGCACGUACCGAAGCAGCUCGCCUUGACUGGAGAGUUGAAUAUGGAACGGCCUCAAAUUGUGAAACUUCUGGGACAGCUGUUCAAGAGUCGCGUCAAUAUCAACCUCUCUUCAAACAUCCUCGAUGUACCAAACUUCUUUUGGGACUCCGAACCCACACUGCAUCCACUCUAUGUCGCCAUCCGGGAGUAUCUCGAGAUCGAUCCCCGCAUCAAGGUGCUCAACGAACGUUGUCGCGUGUUCCUAGAUCUGGCCGAAAUUCUUUCCGACUCUGUUGCUGACGCCAAGAUGAGCACCAUCACCUGGAUCAUCAUCAUCCUCAUCAUCGUCAGUAUUCUGGUCACGGUCACCGAGGUUGCACUCCGCUUCGGUAUCCUUACCAAGGAGAAAGGCAAAGGCAACCGUAAUGACGAAGUCAGUGCUGCUGAAAUCCUUCGCUCCAAGCUGCAAGGUGCCAUUUCCAAUGCUACGUUGCAGGAACUACAACUAUGGAGUGCCGGCCUAAGUGAGCAGGAGAGGAAAGCGGUCUGCGGCUCGGAAUACAUUGAAACAACAUUUACUGGCAUUUGA